UCCUAGGUUCACCUUGCCGGUGCCGGAGGCUGCUUUCCCUGUGGUCCCGGCUCCUUUAUGAUCUCGGCUCCGGCCUCUGUGAUCUCGGUUGCCGAGCAGCGACAAGACGCGGCUCCGUGCCUCCCCCUCCCUUCCCCGGGACUCUCCCCACCCUGUGGGGGGGCUGCCUCUCAGUGAUGGCCCCCUCGGUCAGCCUGGCCCGGCCCGGGGCUCCCAUGGCUCAGACGGUGAUACCGUUCGUGAGGGGACCCGAGGACCGGCAUUUCUUCACCAGUUUCCGGGAGCAGGAUAACGCGGCGUUCGCCCGCUGGAGCCCGGACGCGGCGGCUCCCGAGGAGUUGUACCCGCUCGCCCCGCACCGACAUGAGGUGCAGCUGCUGGACUCCACGUCCGGCUUCAUCAGCCCCGGAGCCAGCGCCGACAGAGACAGCGGCACCAGCAGGAUCCCCAACCUGGCGUUUUACAGGGAGCCGGGCGGCGAGUGGCGAGCACACACCGCCAUCCCGGUCGCCGUGCAGGAGACAGGCGGGAGCCGCCUCUGGAACUCCAGAUCCGUGUCCGCCGCUGCUAUCCGAGCCAGAGUGGGAGGUUGGACAAGUCCAGUUCGGGUGACCCCAGCACCGCACUCAGUUCCCAGUUCUCUCAAAACUCAUAAUUUUAACUUCAAUGUGGAUUCUCCGGGUCAGCCUUCAUAUGAUGCAACAUCUGAAAUUACAAGAGAUGCAACAGCAAGAAAAUAUAUGUACUCAACCAGCAUCCAGAGGAGUUAUGAGGAGGUUAAUUGGGACUGUAAGUUGGGACCAAAAAUCAAACCAGAAGAUGCGAUACAGGACAAAAUAGCUGACCCUGUAUCACGACAUGCUACUUUAAAACGAUAUGAUUCAAGCCCUCAUAUGUGGCAGGCUGUAGGUGGACACGGACACUGGGACAAAAGUCAGUCUCGACCUUUCAGUGCUGCAGCUAAACCAAUCAACUUUACAAGCCUUUUCCCCAAAAUUCAUCAAAUUCCACUGUACAGUGGUUCUGUUGGUGGUACUAAUCUAGAGAAUAAAGAUAAUCCUUAUGCUGAAUUUACCCCCUUCACUGUACUACGAACUGAAAAGCCACGACAUACAGAUACAUCCUAUUGCCCAAAUAUACCUGGUUAUACAGGUAAAAGACAAUGGAAUGUCAAAGAAACUAAUAAGUCCAACAUUUCAAGGUUAUUUCAUCCACCUGCAGAACGUGUAUGUGGAAUUCCUCGUGGCACUGAAAAGCCAUUAAAAUAUAGGCACGAAUCCCCCUUUUCGAAGAUGAUGACGACAGUCUCACCCUUCAAUCCCUUUAACCCAAAAACAUCCAAAGCGAUCCGUUUAUAAAUAAAUAAAUAUAUAAUUAUGUUUCCUGCGAGAGCAGUGUGAGAAAUGUGAUUGCACAUGGCUUUUGCUGUUUUGAAAUCUAGAUUGUGGAAUUAAUAUUUUUAUAAACUGCCUUUUGUGUCCCAUCAAUUUUCUCCCAAUUUCUCCAGAGGGAAUUGACUGCUGCCAGGUUAUGGUCAGUGAAUAUUUAGCAAAUUGUUCAAUAAUUGAAGACCCACAGCUGUUUUAAACGCAUGUACCUUUAUGGCAAGGGCUAUUGAAUAGCAGAAGUUUUUUUUUCAAAUUUAGAGAAAUUAUCUUGUGAGAAAAACGUUUUAUCAACAACGCACAUGUUACUAAUGACCAAUCAAACGGGGGUUACUCACGGGGGUAGGCCAGCCUGCACUGCCGUUCAUUAAGGCAAUGGUUGAUCUAACUACUCCAAUCUCCGAACUAUCCCUGAUAACCUUUCACCCUGUUGCUGUUCAGGAAGUUAUCCACCUCUACCGUGAAAUGAGUCAAAAACUUUGCUUCCAACACUUUUUGAGGAGAGUUUCAAAGAUUGAUGACCCUCUUCAGUUUGUCUCAGUCUUAAGUGGUCAGCUCCUUGUUUUGAAACAGUGAUCCCUGAUUCUAGAUUCUAGUUGAAAUAUCCUUUCCAUAUCCACCUCGUCAAGGCACCUCUGGAACUAAUAUGUUUAAAUCAAUUAAUUACUUGCUUUUAUAAACUCCAAUAAAUGCAAGCCCAGUAUGUUGAACCUCUUCUCAUAAGACAACCCAUUCAUUCCAGUAUUAGUGUGAUAAACUGGCUCUGAGUCAUUUGUAUGCACUUACAUCCUUCCUUAAAGAGACCAAUACUGUACACAGUCCUUCAGUUGUGAUCUUACCAGUGCCCUAAUACUGAUGCAUAUUCCCCACUUUUGUCUUUCAUUUCCCCUAGGAUAAACAAGAACAUUCUAUGUUCUACUUUUUUCUUGGUUUUUUUUCUUACACUCUAUGUACUAAAAGAACAUUGCUUAUUUUCUGCACCUGAUUCACCCAGAUCCAAUUGUAUCUCCGAGCUCUGCAAUGUCUCACCAUUUAAAUAAAAUAUUUCUUUUUCACUUUUCCUGCAAAUAAACCGUCAAAUUCAGGGAUUAAGAGACAUGCUUCCAGUUGCAGAUCUAUGGAAAAUGCUUAUCAGUUUUCACUGCUUCCCCAUUACUUCUCUCAAAUGGCUCUUUGUCCAUAGCCUCGCAGUUAGUUUUCAGAAGUUGCUGGGUUUUCACAUAACUUAUGUUAAAUUACCACAUAAAAUUA
Molecule: messenger RNA, 2636 nt
Organism: Chiloscyllium plagiosum (whitespotted bambooshark)
Lineage: Eukaryota; Metazoa; Chordata; Chondrichthyes; Orectolobiformes; Hemiscylliidae
Gene: spmip7
Product: sperm microtubule inner protein 7
Source: RefSeq, a predicted model, not a curated record